AUGCUGCUCGUGGGUGCUUUUGGAGGCCACGUUCGGCAAGCGGGGAGAGUUGAGUUGCGCUGGGCCCUUGCUCGUGGCCGGUUGGCCCUAAGCGCGCGGGUGCAGGAGCGCCCGGGGUCCCGACUGCGCCAUGUCCCGCUGGGCAUGCAGCGCGGUGCCAUUAGGGCGCUGUUGUGCAGCUGCGGGAGUCAUGGGUCUGAGGGCCCUGGAGGACGCCGGAAGCGCGGAGGGCAUCGGCGUCGCACAGCCCGCCAGGCCGCCGGGACGGGCGCCUUCCGUGGCGCUUCCCCGAGGUUGGGCCAGGUGUGUCCUCCCAGCCGCGGGGUCCAAGAGCUGCUGCGUGGCCCGCUGAGGGAGGGGGAUGCGGGGCAGGCAGGUGUGAGCGUGUGGGUUUCUGGGCCGGCGGCCGGACGCCUGUGUCGGAGGCCUGGGCCCUGGUCCACAGUGUCCCUUUUCUCACGGAUGCGUGUCCUUUGUGUACACUGCUCAGGGGGAGUUGGCGUGGGAGGCGUGGCGAGAGCCUGGCAGCAGGGUGCCCAGCUUUGCCGAGGACGUCGGGCCCCGAUGACCAGCUGGCAUCCGUGUGUCCACGGCGGUGUGUGGCGAGGACGGUCGCCAUGCCGCGGGAGGUUCCCGGGCCAGCUCCGGCUGUGGUGGCGGUGUGACGAAGAGCAAGGACGACAGCCCGUCCCCGGCCGCGCGCGUCUCCUCUUGCUGAACCUGGCGCUGCGUGGCCUCCCAUGGGCGCCAUGCCGCGGGAGGUUCCCGGGCGAGCUCGGGCUGUGGUGGCGGUGUGAAGAAGAGCAAGGAGGACAGGCCACCCCCAGACGCGCGCGUCUCCUCUUGCUGAACCUGGCGCUGCAUGGCCUCCCAUGGUCGCCAUGCCGCGGGAGGUUCCCGGGCCAGCUCCGGCUGUGGUGGCGGUGUGACGAAGAGCAAGGACGACAGCCCGUCCCCGGCCGCGCGCGUCUCCUCUUGCUGAACCUGGCGCUGCGUGGCCUCCCAUGGGCGCCAUGCCGCGGGAGGUUCCCGGGCGAGCUCGGGCUGUGGUGGCGGUGUGAAGAAGAGCAAGGAGGACAGCCCGUCCCCGGCCGCGCGCGUCUCCUCUUGCUGAACCUGGCGCUGCAUGGCCUCCCAUGGAGGUGGUUGUCUGGACGUGUGGCUCCCCAUGGCGGGGUUCUAGGUGUCGGGGAGACGCUCGAGGGACCGUAGGCACGGGGUCAAGGCAGGCAGUGGCCAAAGAGAAACAGAAGCGCUAAGGCUCGGGCCCCA
Molecule: messenger RNA, 1272 nt
Organism: Sciurus carolinensis (gray squirrel)
Lineage: Eukaryota; Metazoa; Chordata; Mammalia; Rodentia; Sciuridae
Exons: 7
Coding region: 1-1212 (403 amino acids)
Source: RefSeq, a predicted model, not a curated record